Messenger RNA from Acanthaster planci (crown-of-thorns starfish), 6126 nucleotides. RefSeq lists its product as uncharacterized. Gene Ontology annotation, molecular function: DNA binding. The record is from RefSeq and is a predicted model, not a curated record. NCBI's taxonomy places the organism in Eukaryota, Metazoa, Echinodermata, Asteroidea, Valvatida, Acanthasteridae.
CGCACUCCAUACACAUGUACUUGAUGAUAUCAUAGAUCACAGAUUGACCUCCACUCAGUCGUUCAUUUCCAAUGUUAAAUACUACAACAUGCAAACAACCUCUUGAAUAGGCCUUUACUUUCAAAUUUGAAUAGAAAAUUGAGCAAUUUCUUUUCGUCUUGAUGUUUAAAGAUCCUGCAAAUUUCAGCAAUUGUGAUGACGGCAGUGGAGAUGAAGAGGCUGACGUAAGUUUUGCUUGUACAUGUAGUUACCAGUAUUUACCAAGCUUUUUGUUGGUAAAAUUUCUUUUUGUUCGUGUGCAGUGUAGAUACAGGUUUAUCACGUUUUUUUCAUUUAUUUCUACUAUUUCACAUAUUUUUAAGCAUUCACAAGAGUGCAAAACUUAGUGUGAAAAGUGAAUUUCCAAGAGAAACAUUUUAACAUAGUAAGACAAAGGACUUUUUUCUUUUAGUACAAUUAAAAUUUCCCCUUUUGUCAGAAGAAAAAAGAAUCAGCCAAAAACCCCGCCUCCAAAAAAAAUAUGGAUGCAAUUUACAGUAUACACAACUUGAAUUACAAACCACCAAAAUAACUUACAUGUACAUGAUGUAUAAACAUGGUGUCCCAAGAAUAUCAAGGAAAUGCUGUAUUUUUUUCCAGGGGCAUACGCGUUGCAUUUUGUCUGAGUAGGUGAGAUUCCUCGAUCAUCAUUGGACCAAUAAACCAGCAAAGGAAAAGGAGGAAAGACAUCAUAUCUUGAAAAUAGUUUGGGAAAAAGUUCCGCAUGUGGUCAUUUAAAACCGGGUGCACUCCGUAUAAGACUUGUCUAAAAACUACCUGGUGUUUCUAAGUAAAUAUUUCAAUAUUUUAAGAAUUAAAUUGAACUUUUAGGAGACCGACACUUAUGUUAUCUUUUUCUGAUGGCUAUACCGCUGCAAGGGACAAAUUUAUGCCAUUCAUAAAUGGAAAAUUAAUUCUGACAGAGCUUUGCAUGUUUCAAGAGUAUUUUAUACAGCAUACAUGUACACCCGAGGAGCUAUCUACAGCGAAUGAGACAGCACUGGGGGAAUAUAAAAAAGCCGAUCCUUAAUUUGCAGUUCCACUCAAAAGCCACUGCUUGUGUUUACUUGACUUGAAACUAGACAUACCCAUGCAGUGACUGGGAAAGUUUAAGAGAAUUUUGGUAAAUAUCAGCCAUCAAUGUAUUUUAUUUGCCGAGACUGGGAUUUUGGUAUUCUGGAAAAGGCGAAGGGCUGAAAGCUUAAUCAUGGCAUUGUGCCUUUUUCAUUUGUUGCGUAGUUCUAUCUGAAGACAAAUCCAUUUUAAGAUUGCAAUUUACCUACUGGCGUGACUGGGAUCAUAAGCUGUUAAUUGUUUCGAGUCAGAUGUACAUAUAGACAUCCUGUAAACCAGCUCGACAUGAAGAAAAGAGUUCACUAUUUUGCUUUAUAAUCCUAUGAACCUAGCACUUGUAGGCCUACAUGUGCACAUUAUCAGCAGGCUCGACCCUCUUAAAAUCCACAAACAAAAAAGAUCCACAUGUACAUCUUCAACAGCAUACAAGUGAUGUUUUUAUUCCGUAGCUUAGAAUUCAGCCAACAUGCCUGUGACAAUUUUAGUUGCUUUUCUGAAGACAAAAGUGACAAAUACUUGAGAAAUAGCUUAUACCACGUAUGCAUGCAUGUGUGAUUAUUAAAUUAUAGAAAAAAUAAUAGUAAAUUAGCAUGCAUGCAUCAUUAAACUUAUGUGUUUGUUGUUAGUAGAGUGUGCAUUAGUACAGGUACUCGGGUAAUAAUUUAAGUAUGUAUUGUCUUUUAUUCUCCCUUAAUUUGCUUGAACAAUAACCCAGUUUUGUUUGGUGCGCACUGAUUUACUAAGUUUCAUCCAUGCUGACAAAGAAAAGGUUCAACUUACCAGUAGUUUUACAUGUUUAAGCUAAUAGUUGAGCAUGUACAUGUACAUGUAAGCAACUAUAAGAAAAACGUAUACUUGUCACUGGCUGCAUCACGAAGUGUACAGGUGUGUUUUUCGUGUACCAUGAAGUGAUGUACAUGUAUUAAGACUUUGUACACACGAUGACAGUUUAUGGUGCACCAACUGUCCAUGACACGUCAGUUCAUGUGCAGCCGGUGAUGCACAUGUAUAUAAACUGUUCUUUGCAGUUUGGAAUGAUUAUACAGUGUCAUUUCUGUGCAGUGCAAAAGUGGUAUGUGACUGAAAUAUGUGUACUAAAGGAUGCAUGCAUGCAUAUGCAUGUACCUAAGUCAAAUUUUGGACAGUAAAAUGUUUGGAAUGAAAUGGAAAAAGGAUUUAAACCAUUACUUUGUAUCAUUGCCAGUAUCCUUGUAGAAAAAUUUCCCUCAAUGAAACCGAAGGAUACAACUUAAUCUAAGGAAAUAUUAGGCCAUGUGCCACUUUAAUAUACAUAUACAUUUAAAAUUGAAAGCUCACCAGGAGCAUUGACUUCAUCCACAUGCAAGUGUACACAUGUACAUUGUAUGUUCCAUUGCAAUGAUGAUGCCACAAUGUCACAAACUUGUACCAGUUUUUAUUUUCAAGAACUCAAUGAGCACCUUUUACUGUUUGCUGUUAUUCAUGUAGGUUGAAGAACAACGAAAAGUACCAAAAUUUCGGCCCAAACGUCCAUGCCUAUACUGUGGAGAACCACAGGCCCAACUCAGCCGCCAUCUCAAAAGAAAGCACAGGGAGGAGCAUGAAGUAAAGCUUGCACUGGAACUCCCUAGGGGAGAAAUGUUGAAGGCCAUGGCACAAAUAAAAAAAGAUGGGAUUUUUCAGGAAAACAUGAAGAGAAUCAAGUCCAACUGCUCAAAGAAGCCAGGCGAACCAUCACACCCUUUAAUUAGGGAAAGACAACAGGGUUCUGCAGACACUGUGAUGUGUGGAGAGUGCCGCGGCUUUUAUAGUCAGACACGAAUAUGGCAGCACAAACAAAUCUGUCAUAGUACAGCCAUUGUUAAGGUGUGUUCAGUGCCUGCCAAAUCCCUGAAAAAUACUUCCAACAGUGAGGAUCAGAAAUUUCAAGUUACAGUUCUUGAUCGUUUUAGAAGUGAUGCCAUUGGAGAGGUUUGUAGAGAAGAUACCAUGAUAAAAGAAGUUGGCAAAAAACUGUGGGCGAAGUCCAUAAGAAGAGAAAAGUCGAUAAUUAUGAAUGACAUGAGAAGGUUGGGCCAUCUGGUUGUCAAGAUGAGAGAAUUGGCAGAAAAAGAAACACUCUGUGGGGAGGACGUGUUCAAAAGGCAGAAUUACCACUUACUAGAACAGACCUUGGACACUCUUACAGAAAAACCUGAUGAUGGAGUAAAGGCAGGAUUGAAGAUAAGCCUUGGUUACUUGCUCAAAAAAGGUGCCAAAGUGAUGAAGGCAGUGUACAUCUUAAAAGAUGACAUGAAGGCAGCUGAGGAGAUUGACAGAUUCCUCUCUGUUCUGUAUUUGAAUUGGGAGUACUUGUUCAGCAGAAGCUCGUACAUUAUUGAAAGCAAGCGCCAGGCUGUAUUGCGCAAGCCUCAACAAAUGCCUUUUGAAGAAGACAUAACUACACUACGAGAAUUUACCAUCAAUUCCCUGCAGGAAAUUGUUCGGGGACAGCAUCCGUCAAAUUGCAAGAUCUUCAGAAAACUAAGAGCACUGAUUGUAAGUCGGCUCACAGUUUUCAAUGCAAGGAGAGGUGGUGAGCCAUGCAGGCUUAAAAUCACAGAGUGGGAAGAUGCGGCAGAUCAGAGAUGGGUCGAUCCAAAUCUUGUUGAAGCCAUCGAUGAUCCAAUGGAAAAAUAUCUCCUCAGUUCUUUCAAGCUUGCAUACCAGAGGGGCAAGGGCUCUCGAAAACUUGUACCUGUCCUAAUACCACCUGACACUGUGCAACCAAUCAAGCAACUAAUGAAGAUGCGGCAUGCUGUGGGAGUGUCAGAUGACAACAAGUAUGUGUUCCCCUAUACCCAAAGAUCCCUAGAGCAUGUCAAUGGCUGGGCAGAGCUGAAGAAAGUGACAAAGAUGAUCCCAAAUCUUAAGGAUCCUGAAAAAGUGACUGCAACCAGAUGUCGACAUAGAGCUUCAACACUGUAUGCCCUGUUGGACAUUCCUGAGCGGGAUCGUGAAAUUUUCUAUCGCCACAUGGGGCAUUCGUCGGAGAUUAAUGCCCAUAUAUAUCAGUGUCCAUUGGCUGUAAAAGAGAUCACUAAAGUUGGACGAUACCUCUUGGAUAUAGAUGGAGCUCCACACACAUCUACUUGUGCUGGCACACAGGAAGUGACCCCUUGGAAGCGCCGCAAGGAGCGUCACCCGACUUCCUUCCCUCAGAGAUCAAAAGGAGUGAUUCCGCAGAAAUGCAGUCGCCAUGCCAAGGAGCACCUAACUUCCUCCCCUGAGAGAUUAAAAGAAGUGACUCCUCGGAAGCGCAGUCACAAGCAUCCCCUGGCUUCCUCCCCUGAGAGCUCAAAAGAAUUGACCCCUCAGAAGCGUCGUCGCAAGGAGCAUCCCCUGGCUUCCUUUCCUGAGAGCUCCAAAGAAUUGACCACUCGGAAGCGUUGUCGCAAGGAGCAUCCCCUGGCUUCCUCCCCUGGGAGCUCCAAAGAAUUGACCCCUCGGAAGCGCCCUUGCAAGGAGCAUCCCCCGACGACUUCUCCUGAGCCCUCCAAAGAAUUGGCCCGUCGGAAGCGCCGUUGCAAGGAGCAUCCCCCAACUUCUUCUCCUGAGCACUUCAAAGAAUUGACCCCUCGGAAGCGCCGUUGCAAGGAGCAUCCCCCGACUUCUUCUCCUGAGCGCUCCAAAGAAGAAACCCCUCAGAAGUGUUGUCGUCGAAAGGGACAUUACCUGACUUCCUCCCCUGGGAGCUCGGAAGAAAUGACCCCUCGGAAGGCACGUCUUCUGAAGCUAAUAAGGGAACUUAAGGCACAGUGUCAGACUUCCUCCCCUUCAAAAUCCAGAGAAGUGACACCUCACAAGCAUUGUCCCAAAGUAGAUCAACAUCGCAAGGGCAGUCACCUGCAUUUCUCUCAUGAUCAAAGUGAGAAAGCAAGAACCUACUUCCAGUGGAAUCAGAAGGAUUUUGCCUAUGUUCAACAGGAAUUCAAGUCAUAUAUAAUGGAUACUACAUUUAGUGGGGCAAAGGGACCUCUGCCAGGUUCGAAGCAGAUAGCGCAUUUCCUCAAGAAGUUUCCACAUGUGCUAAGUGACUUCAGAGGAACUUGGAAAGAGAAGAAACUUCUUGUGAAAACGAAAGUAUUCAAUGAGAGAUCAAAAGCACGGAGAAUGGCUGCAGAAAAGAGAGAUGCAGAAAGGAUUGCCAUUGUCUAAGACUUGAAGUUGUGCUGAGUUGAUAAGUUUGCUCUUAAACCACCCAAGUUACAUGUAAAUCACAUGCUUAAAAUCACAUGAUUUAUAUCAAAUGAUCUCGUGGCAAAUCACUUUUUAAAUCGAUAUUUUGCAUUCUUUUAAAAAGGCUGAAAAAUCAUUUUGUUUUUCAAUUUCUACCAGUUACUGAUUCACAGAGUUACCUAGGUUUUGCAAUUAUAUGUCAAUCUGAUUUAAAUGAUAAAUCAUAGACGGCUCCAAAACCUGAAACUGAGUUUACCCUAUUGUACAUGCUGUGCUCUUUAGAAAUCCAGGACAUUUCUUUUUAAAAAGAAGUGGUGUGUCCCACAAAAUCAAGUCAAAAAUACACAUUUUCAACAUAGUCCAAUGUGGCUGCCAAUUUUCCUGUCAAACUUAAGAAAUAGUAUAUUUACCCAAACUUAAUGCAGAUAUAAUUGGUGACUCCAUCUCAGAUUUGCUAAUUCUCAGUCUAUCAUUAGCACAGACUUAUUGUCUUGCUCUAUGUGGAAAUCAGGCUUGACAAAAUCUUGGGAAAAAAAUCCAACAUGACUGCCAUAUUCUUUCAAAAAGUAUUUACAAAUCUUUUUUCUACAAUUAGUGAUGAUUUCGUGAUUUAGUAGAAAUUAAGCCAAGCGAAAGAAGAGCCUGCUGGAGGCAGUAUUUUGUGUGCAGCACUGAUUUUAAAUAUUUGUAUAAUUUUUCUCACAAAACUCCUGCAAACAGUGUACUUUACCAUUGGUUAAUCUACAAGUAGUAACAAUAAGCCACUUGCGAGUUAAAUUUGAAUAAAAUUUGGUACACACAGUUCUUUAAAUUCAC